Messenger RNA from Saprolegnia parasitica CBS 223.65, 774 nucleotides. RefSeq lists its product as hypothetical. Lineage: Eukaryota; Oomycota; Saprolegniomycetes; Saprolegniales; Saprolegniaceae. The coding region runs from base 1 to 774 and encodes 257 amino acids. The record is from RefSeq and is a predicted model, not a curated record. The transcript is spliced from 4 exons.
AUGGACGAUGAACCGCCUCUGGAUGGGGCUUCUUCAGCGGCAGUUACGUCUGUUGACGGACUCAUGGCGUCAAUUCCGCGCGUUGAGGCCUUCUUGCCGCAUGCUGCUGACCUCGGGCUCGUAAACCGCGACCCGGCCGAUCGGCGGUACGUCAUGGUGGCCUCCUUCGACGACGCAAAAAUCAAGGUGCGGCAAUUGGCUAAGGUGUGCGGCUUCCAAGUUGGCAUUGACAAGUCGAAGAAGGGCGGGCGGCGCCGGCUCUGGGUUUGCACCAGCAAGGCUGGGUGCCCGUUCCUCGUGAGCGUGAAUCAAAGCAACUUUGGCAUUCGCGUCAAGUGCGCACUGGAACACAACCACGCGAUGCACGUGCACGAGAAGAAGGACACGCGGCUGACAACGUACUCGACCGACGAGCUGCAAGUGAUAUUCGCCAACUCGGAGCUCUGUAAACAGUCGCCCGAUGUAUCCAAAAUCACGGGUCGUGAGAUCAUCGAGACACUGUAUACCGAGACAGGAUACAUGAUCAACGCCAACCGCGCGAGCAUGAUCAAGCACGGGAUCAUCAAGGACAUGCAGUAUGAGCUCGAGCGAUCCUUCCAGACGCUGCAGCACCACCUCAAGCGUAUGGGUGAAGACCCUGAUGCGUAUUUAUCUGGCGCGCGCCUAGCGCCCAAGCCGAAGCCUGGACGUCCAAAGAAACAGCAAAAAGUUGCGCCAAUGACGUCUGCGACACCGAUGGUUUCACCGCCACCGCCACCCGCAGUUGAUAGUUAA